UGGCAGCUGGCGAACCAGGCGCGUGGUCGUCCAGCUGCCGCGUAGAAAUGAUGCGUCACGGUAUAGAACCCGUCGCACUUGCCCCAUUGUGCGGAUCACUUCUCGAUUGUAAUGUCUCUGUACUUCGCCGCCCCGACCUUCCACGACGCCGCUGUGACGCACGACGCCUCGGCUCCGGUUGCCGCGACCACGGCCAUCGCUGCGGGCGACGUCAUCUUUUACGAAGUCGCGGUUGUCUCGUCGAGCGCUGGCGUCGAGGAGGACGAGCACGACAUUGACUGUGACGACGAGGAGUGCGGCGGCUGCAAAGUGGUCGAGGACGACGACGAAGACGCCGAGACAGAAGAGCUCGAUGAGCUUGAAAUCGACUUGGUGAGCUCGGCGGUCGUCGAGCACUUUGAUGCGCUCAUGGCGUUUUGCUCGUCGCACGAAGUGCUGCACAUGGUGGACUUGAGCAAAAACUUGUUCAAGCUCGUCAAGCUCGCGACGGACAACGCGUCCAUUGUGGGCCGCCUUCGCAUUCUCAAGGUGCAACCCGACGCCGAGUACUUGGACGCUGCCGUCUCGCUUCGGGCCGAGUUCCCUGGCGUCGUGCCCUCUACGCUGACCGAUGACGAUGUUGCGCACAUGAUUGGUGUUCUGCACGGCCACAGCCACGAACUCGAAGAUAUCGCUGGCACCGGCUUGUUUCCGGACGUGGCGCGCCUUAUGCACCGCUGCAUUCCCAACUGCAACCUCUCGACCGACGGCACGACGAUCUGGGUGACUGCGAUCAAGCCGAUUGCUGCUGGUGAAGUUCUCACGCUCGAUACGUUCGACCUCUUUUUGAGCACGGGCGCGGAGCGCAUCGGCGCCAUGACCAUGAUGGGCCUCACAUGUGCCUGCGAAUGGUGCACGGGUGCCCUCCCCGACCAGUCGCGCGCAUACAAGUGCCACACGCCUGGCUGCACCGGUAUCAUGCACCCUACGAAGACUGUCUUUGCGUGUACUUCGUGCAGCGCUACGAUCUCUGAAGACGAGGCAACGAUCGCCGACGACCUCCUUCUCGACCAGCUCGACGCCGUCGAGUCUGUUUUGGAGCUCCAAGAACUCGUUGCCAAGUCGCUCGUGCACAAGUACCACAGUGCGGUAUACCACGCGCUCGACCACCUCACAGGGGCUUGGCUCAUGUCGGAAGACGUGCCGGCCUCAGACAUGGUUGUCGCCUACAAGAUGAUGCUCGAGUCGGCUGACUAUGCGGUGCCUUACCCGCACGACAACAAGGUCCAGCUCCUCGAUCAACUGGCGCAGAGCUACGUCGGUACCGGGAAUGCCGCCGCCGCCAAGGAGACGUACCAGCAAGCGUACGACCUCUCUUGCAUUUGCAGUGGCCGCGAGAGCGAAGAAGCUGCGCUCCUCAAGACCCUCGUGGAGAACACCCCGACCAACCGCCAGGAACUUCUCGCGGCUUACGGCCUUGACGACGAAUGCGACGAAGAGUAGGCAUGGCCAGCAAAAUAUAUUCAUGUUUGUAUCC
Messenger RNA from Saprolegnia diclina VS20, 1516 nucleotides. RefSeq lists its product as hypothetical. The transcript has 4 exons. Gene Ontology annotation, molecular function: protein binding. NCBI's taxonomy places the organism in Eukaryota, Oomycota, Saprolegniomycetes, Saprolegniales, Saprolegniaceae. Gene Ontology annotation, cellular component: nucleus. The record is from RefSeq and is a predicted model, not a curated record. The coding region runs from base 112 to 1482 and encodes 456 amino acids.